This is a messenger RNA of Abrus precatorius (Indian licorice), 2933 nucleotides long. RefSeq names its product filament-like plant protein. The record is from RefSeq and is a predicted model, not a curated record. The coding region runs from base 836 to 2803 and encodes 655 amino acids. Lineage: Eukaryota; Viridiplantae; Streptophyta; Magnoliopsida; Fabales; Fabaceae. The transcript has 4 exons.
AUGAAGAACUUGAGAUAAAACUAACACUGGACCUUCUCUCUGUGUUUUGUUUGAGACCACCUUAAUCUACACUUCACGAUCACACACCCUUAUCCUUUUCAUAUGUCUGUCACUGCAUGGUCCCUCCCAUUUUCCAAUAUCUCUUUCCUUCACAAACAAACUUGUUCAAUAAUUAUGUCCCUUCUAUCUCUGACAUUCCUCUCUCUUAUCUUCAUUCCUUAAGUUAAUUCCCUCCUCUUCAUCACUCUUUGGAUUCAGAAUUUGAAUUGAUACAGUAAAUAUCCUUUCUUUAUUCACUACCCAUGGCGUGAAGUUGGGGAUUCAUGGUAGGUGGGUGCUUAAUGCUUGUACCUGUGACAAAGUUUUGUGUGAAAAGGAAAUAGGAAUAGAAUAAUAGUAACAGUAACAGUCUAAUAGAUACCCUCUAAAGUUUAAACAUUUUUGUUUAUUUAUUUUGUAAUUGUGUAUAUCUUUUUGGAAUUGAGCGAGGUCUGACCAGUGAUCCCUUUCGCUGUAUAAAUGUUAAAAUCGAGGUAGAUGGGAUUGGAAAGUGAAUUCUAAGCAAAGUUUUUGUUUUUCUUUUCAAGUUACUUCCUUUGGUUAAACACCUUGCUCUCUUAUUCUUUUUUAAGUUCUGGGUUUUGCUUAAACAACAAUUUCCCAUCUCUCCUUGCUUCCUCUUAUUCACUCCAAUGAGCUCUUGAUAGCCCCAGAUCCAGUUCUCAGCUUUGAAAGGGUCUUGGGAGUGGUGUUUCUGCACAAAGGGUUGGUUGUGUUGUGUGGCUCAUGGUGUUCUGUGAGGGAAUAAGGAGUUGCUUCUUUGCCUAUAUUGUGUAUGGACCGUAGGAGUUGGCUAUGGCGAAGAAAGUCAUCUGAGAAAAGUCCAGGUGAAACUGAGAGUUUUGGAUCAAUGUCAUCUCAUUCAGAAAGAUUCUUUGAUGAUCAGGUUUAUUCCACCCAAGCUACUUCAUCUCCAGAAGUCAUGUGUGAGGCUGCACCAAAUGAUGAAGAAGUUACUGACGCGAGGACCCUAAGAGAAAAAUUAUCUGCUGCUCUCUUAAACAUUAGUGCCAAAGAAGACUUGGUAAAGCAGCAUGCUAAAGUUGCUGAAGAAGCUGUAUCAGGCUGGGAGAAGGCUGAAAGUGAAGUGUCGAGUUUAAAACAACAACUCGAUGCUGCCAAACAGAAAAAUUCAGUUCUUGAAUACCAAGUCAGUCAUCUUGAUGGGGCACUCAACGAGUGUAUGAAGCAGCUUAGACAUGCUAAAGAAGAACAAGAGCUAAAGAUCCAUGAAACUGUUGCAAAUAACGCUCAUAGCUUGGAAUCCAACAGAUCCAACCUUGAAAGCAAAGGUGUUGAGCUCAAGACUCAACUUCAAAGAGCUAAACCAGAUGCUGCUACAUCAGUUCAUUCUGAUCUUCACCAGAAGCUUGAAGAUGUGGAGAAAGAGAAUUCAAGCCUUAAAAUUGAGCUGCAAUCUCGACUCGAGGAACUUGAGUUCAGGACCAUAGAGAGGGAUUUGAGUACUCAAGCUGCUGAAGCAGCAAGCAAGCAACAUUUGGAGAGUAUAAAGAAGGUGGCUAAGCUUGAAGCUGAAUGCCGUAAACUGAAAGCCGUCGCUCGCAAAACACUCUCUGCUAAUGAUCACAAGUCUAUGACUGCCUCUUCAGUUUAUGUAGAGUCUUUCACUGAUAGCAUGUCAGACAGUGGAGAGGGGCAAAUUGUAGUUGAAAGUGAUAUGCACAAAUUAGGAGGAUGGGAUAUGAAUGAAGGUGAGCCAAGCCAUUGUGACUCGUGGCCAUCAACUUCAACUACAGAAAUUGAUCAAUUUACGAAUCAAAACACUAAAGAAAAAAAUCUUAUGGUCUUGUCAACUGAGAUCAAUCUGAUGGAUGAUUUCCUUGAAAUGGAAAGGCUUGCUGCAUUGCCAGAUACAGAAAGUGUAAGCAGUUUUCCAGUGGUAGCUACUACAUUUGACCAACUUAAUGUUGGCCAUGGCAUAGUGAAUGCUGAAGUGGAAACUAUGGUUCAAAAGAAUGCUGCAUUGGAAAAGAAGCUAGAGAAAAUGGAGGCAGAUAAACUUGAUUUAGAGAUGGAUCUAAUUGAGUGCCAAAAGCAGCUUGAGGCGUCACAAAGUAGGAUAAAGGAAGUAGAGUUGGAGGUAGUAGAGCUUCAAACUCGAUUAGCUCUUACAAACAAAUCGAAUGAAGAAGCAUAUGAAGAACUAAAAGCAACCCAAGACAAGAAUGAGAUAGCUGAGUCUAAACUCAGAGUUGCUCAAACUGAAGCAGAAGAAUUGGUUUCAAAGAUUUGUUCACUAGAGGAAGAGAUUGAGAAAGAGAAAGCUUUGUCUGCUGAGAAUUUGGCCAAGUGUGAGAAGUUGGAGGAUGAACUUUCGAGAAUGAAGCACGAAGCUCAACUCCAUCAAGAGACUGAGAUACAACAUGAGGCAGGUGUUAAUAGCGAGUUAAAGCAGGAGAAGGAACUAGUAUUGGCUGCUACUAGAUUUGCUGAGUGCCGGAAAACCAUUGAAUCUCUUGGAUUGCAGUUAAAGUCCCUUGCAACAUUGGAAGACUUACUUGAUUCAGAGGUCAACCCUAUGGAGUUAACUUGUGAAGCUACAUCAGCAUCCCAAAACGGUGGUGAACAGUUGAAGUUACAUAAUUUUGAUUUGAGUUUCUCCAAAAGGGAUUCUGAAUCUUCAGGUUCACUAAACCCAUCUAUUACCUAUGCAAAAAACCUUAGUACUUUUGGUAGGUUCCACCCUAGAAGCAAGAGUGUAAGCAGAACAGCUAGUCAUUGAAAAAUGAGAUGAAGAAAAAAAUAAAGUCGUAUAUAUGGUUUAUAAUUAUUCAUGUAUAAAUUCGAACUUACUUGUUUGCAUAUAAAUAGCACCUCUUGCAGAAUCAAAAUUUCUCACACAUUUCAAUUAG